Molecule: messenger RNA, 2326 nt
Organism: Cucumis melo (muskmelon)
Lineage: Eukaryota; Viridiplantae; Streptophyta; Magnoliopsida; Cucurbitales; Cucurbitaceae
Exons: 3
Coding region: 854-2311 (485 amino acids)
Molecular function (GO): nucleic acid binding; zinc ion binding
Source: RefSeq, a predicted model, not a curated record
AAUAUUUUCCAUAAUUGUUAUUAUGAUUGAAUGCGAUAAAUGUUUAUUUACGAAGCCAUGAAAGGUAUUUGAAUUUCAUGACUAUUUUCAAGUAUACAUUUGGAGACUAGAUUUCUUAAAGAAAUUUAUGCUAGCACGUAGAUAUUAAAUGUUUGGAAAGUAUUUAAACCACAAUAUUUUAAGCAAAGCAUGAAUUAGUAUGAAGUUUUGUUUUAAGAACUACAAUUUUCCACGAAAGAGCUGAGUAAAGUUCGAGCUUUGUGUAAAAUUUAUAAGCAGGCAUGUUUUAAUAUUUUAUGAUGAUUUAUGAAAUUUUCAUUAACUACAUGACUGAGAUCUUGAGCCUGAGGCUAGAGAUUACCGUGUGCACACUGGUUAGAUUUCGUUGUUGACGUUGAGUGUACUCCGUAACAACGAUGCUGUCGUGAGUGCUGGGCGGGCCCCACUAUGACAAAGACGAUGGGAGUGCUGGGCGGGCCCCACUACAUCGUAGUGCUUGUAAACGUUGUUGUACUAGGUGUACCCUACACAACGUAGAUUCGUCAUGUUAGUUAAAAUGCUUCGAUAUACUUGAUAUGCCUUGCUAGAUUUCAAUGAUGAACAUGCUGAGUAUUUAAGGAAGCUAUUCUUACUAUUACACAUUUACAUUUACGACUUGUAUAAACAGAUUUAUAUGUGUAAAGUUUUCACGUGCUCUUAUCUUUAAAUUCAUAGUUUUAAACUGAGUCACUCACUGAGCUUCAUAGCUCACCCUUUCCAAAAUGUUUUACCCAUUUUCCAGGUAGAGAUCGACUUCCCGGUGCCUGAUAGACUGCCUUAGUCUGCGGAAGCUUCAUUAUCGAUUGCCAGAGUCAUGCCACCACGUACUGGUAGACGACGCCGGCAGAAUCAGGACGGGAUGCAAGGUCCUACCGAAGGUCCAUCUGUAGGGGAAUCUAGUACCCUAGGAGUUCGAGGUGGUGCAGGAAACGAGCAGUUUGCGAGAACAACACAGGAAAUAGGAAGGACAAAUAGAGCAGAGCCUAGUGAUCCAGAAAAGGCAUACGGAAUUGAACGGCUGAAGAAGUUAGGGGCUACAGUGUUUGAAGGUUCCACAGAUCCAGCUGAUGCAGAGAACUGGUUGAAUAUGCUUGAAAAGUGUUUUGAUGUGAUGAAUUGUCCUGAGGAGCGAAAGGUUAGAUUGGCCACAUUUUUGUUGCAAAAAGAGGCUGAAGGAUGGUGGAAAUCUAUAUUAGCAAGACGCAGUGAUGCACGUGCUUUAGACUGGCAGACUUUUAGAGGCAUAUUCGAAGAUAAGUAUUAUCCCAACACAUACUGCGAAGCCAAGAGGGAUGAAUUUCUGGGGUUGAAACAAGGAUCACUUUCAGUGGCUGAGUAUGAGAGGAAGUAUACCGAGCUUUCACGGUAUGCUGACGUUAUUAUAGCUUCUGAGAGUGACAGGUGCCGAAGGUUUGAAAGAGGGUUGCGUUUUGAAAUACGUACCCCAGUUACAGCCAUUGCUAAGUGGACGAAUUUCUCUCAGUUAGUGGAGACUGCCCUUCGUGUGGAGCAGAGUAUAACAGAAGAGAAAUCGGCAGUGGAGCUUAGUCGUGGGACUUCAACAGCUAGUGGAUUUAGAGGCCGUGAGCAGCGGAGGUUCAUGCCUGGGAUAAAUAUUUCAAGCCGUCAAGAUUUUAAGAAUCGCUCUGGAGGCCAAGCAUCGAGGAACGUGAGUUAUGGUAGUGUUUUUCAGAGACAGAGCCAGAGAAUACCUAGUCAACCCAUUAGAUCAACAGUAAGAUCGCAACCAGGUCAGGAGUCCAUUGCUAGUACCGUCAGGCGAAUACCAUGCACGAGUUGUGGCAGGAACCAUCGGGGUCAGUGUUUGGUAGGUGCCGGUGUAUGUUACCAGUGCGGACAGCCAGGACAUUUCAAGAAAGAUUGUCCGCAGUUGAACAUGACAGUUCAGAGAGAUCAGGGAGUUGGGUCCCAGACAAUUGAGCAAUCGAGAGUUUCAGUGGUUCCAACAGAGGGCACCAGUGGUGCAAGGCAAAAGGGAGUUGUUGGAAGACCGAGGCAACAGGGAAAAGUCUAUGCUAUGACUCAACAAGAAGUAGAGGAUGCACCAGACGUUAUUACUGGUACGAUUCUUAUUUGUAAUGUACCUGCAGAUGUUUUAUUUGAUCCAGGUGCUACGCAUUCCUUUGUUUCUAGUAUAUUUCUGACUAAGUUGAAUAGGAUGCUAGAGCCUUUAUCUGAGGGGUUAGCUAUAUUACUCCAGUUGGUGACGUUUUACUUGUUAAUGAGGUGUUACGUAAUUGUGAAGUUUUAGUAUAAGGUAUCAGUU